Messenger RNA from Eutrema salsugineum, 1122 nucleotides. Its product is annotated as serine/threonine-protein kinase ATG1t. The record is from RefSeq and is a predicted model, not a curated record. Gene Ontology annotation, biological process: peptidyl-serine phosphorylation; autophagosome organization; autophagy. The coding region runs from base 95 to 943 and encodes 282 amino acids. The transcript is spliced from 8 exons. NCBI's taxonomy places the organism in Eukaryota, Viridiplantae, Streptophyta, Magnoliopsida, Brassicales, Brassicaceae. Gene Ontology annotation, cellular component: autophagosome; cytoplasm. Gene Ontology annotation, molecular function: ATP binding; protein serine/threonine kinase activity.
GUCGUAACAUUAACAUUAUCCAUUUACGAGAAGCUGACGCUAGAGGAUCUGGCAACUUCCUUUGACUUUAUUUUUCCUUUUUUUUUUUGAAGUGAUGGAAAACGUAUCUUUGCUCGAAGAAGAUAAUCGAUGGAGGCCAUACUUGAUGAUGGAGGAAUACAAAGCUAAAUCGAAACUGAGUGAGAGUUUAACCUCUACGGUUUGGCUAGCGAAGCACAGGUUAACCGGAGAAGAAGCGGUGAUGAAGUGUUUCCAUCUCUCGAAGCUCAAUAGCAAUCUCCGAAGCUGUAUAGACAACGAGCUCCACUUUCUAUCUUCCGUUCACCAUCCCAACAUCAUUCGUCUCCUCCAAGUUUUCCAAGAUGGGGAAUUACUCAUCAUGGUUCUGGAAUAUUGUGAUGGAGGAACUUUAUCAUCGUAUAUUCAAUGUCAUGGAAGAGUUGAAGAACAUAUUGCUAGGAGAUUUAUGAAGCAGAUUGGAGCUGGUUUGGAAAUCAUUCAUGAUAAUCACAUCAUCCAUAGGGACCUGAAACCUGAGAACAUUUUACUCACUGGAUCUGGGGAUGAAUCAGUGUUGAAGAUAGCUGAUUUUAGUCUUUCAAGGAAACUACUUCCGGGAAAGUAUCUCGAGACAGUGUGUGGUUCUCCGUUUUACAUGGCUCCUGAAGUUCUUCAGUUUCAGAGAUACAAUGAAAAGGCUGACAUGUGGAGUGUAGGAGCAAUACUUUUCGAGCUUCUUCAAGGGUAUCCACCUUUUCGCGGUAUGAACAAUGUUCAGGUUCUGAGGAAGAUCAAAUCUAGUACAUCUCUUCCCUUCUCUCAGUUGAUUCUUCAGGAGUUGCAUCCAGAUUGCAUUGACGUUUGUUCAAGGUUGCUUUGUAUUAACCCAGUUACGCGUCUCUCUUUUGACGAAUUCUACCAACACAAGUUCUUAAGGCUAUGAUCAUGUGUAUAAUGUAAGAAGAUGAAGUCUUUGUAAAGAGUCUGAAAACUUUUCUUGCCUGUAUGUUGCAAAAAUCCGGUUUUUGAGGAUUCUCUUCUGUAGAUAAUAGUUUUCAAGAUUCCUCCUUUUAGUUAAAUCCAAAACCCAGAUAAUACCCAAAGGGCCUUUUUUUUUCUUAA